This is a messenger RNA of Saprolegnia parasitica CBS 223.65, 1162 nucleotides long. RefSeq lists its product as hypothetical. Gene Ontology annotation, cellular component: cytosol; elongator holoenzyme complex. Gene Ontology annotation, biological process: tRNA wobble base 5-methoxycarbonylmethyl-2-thiouridinylation. Lineage: Eukaryota; Oomycota; Saprolegniomycetes; Saprolegniales; Saprolegniaceae. The coding region runs from base 110 to 1162 and encodes 350 amino acids. The record is from RefSeq and is a predicted model, not a curated record. Gene Ontology annotation, molecular function: tRNA binding. The transcript is spliced from 4 exons.
GCUCACCCACCUCACGGCCGACGCCGACGCCGCCCUUGCGCUCUCGCUCAUCACAUCCCAUCAUUUGUACGAGGACGGCCUCAAGCUCUUUUGCACGACGGGAACUCCGAUGCGGCGGCAAAUCCUCGUGGCGUACGGGUCGCAUCAAGUGGCGACGGGCGCGUUUGCAAGCGCUGGCCACACGUUCCUCUCGGCGGUGCCGCCGGCGCUCGAGCUGGCCGUGGACGCGUUCCGAAAGGCGUCGGAAUGGCGUCUUGCGAUGAGCAUCGCCGCCCGCAUCGACACCUGCGAUCUCGCGUCGCUCGCCUACGAGAUGGCCGACGAGCUCUUGAAUGCGAUGGGAACGACGCGCAACCCGGUCGCGGCCGCCGAGCUGUACAUCCACUAUUGCCACGACGUGGACGAAGGCGUGGCCACGCUCGUGCAGGCGCGGGAGUGGGGCCUGGCGCUGCAAGCCGCGCAGCUCCACCAGCGACGGGACCUCAUCGAGACCGAAGUCGAGCCGCUCGUGCUGCAAGCCGCCGACGACAUGGAGACUGACAUUGGAGGACGAUUUGCAACGUACAAGAAGCACUGGGUGCGGCUCACGACCUUGCGCGAGCAGAUCCGGCUCUUCCGCCUCCACGGGAUCGACGGCAAGACCAACGACGGCAACGGCUUGGACGACGGCGCGUCGAGUGCGGCGAGUGCCUUCUCCAACAUGAGCAUGAGCUCGGUCGGGAGCCACAACAGCAACCGCGACAUUCGCUUCGGGACGUCGCUGAGCUUUGAGACAUCGUCGCACAGCGCGACGACGAGUCCAUUUUACGCGGCCAUGAGCUCGACCGAGCCCACGAGCAGCUCGAAAGCAAAGAAGAUGCCGCGCCGCUUUCGCCGCACGAAGAUCCAAGAAGGCAGCGCGGACGAAGACGCGUACGUCGAGACGAGCCUGCGCGCCGCGAUGCCGAAUGCCGAGUUCCUCGCGGAUCUGCGCCAGCUGCUCACGAUGCUCGUGUACUUUGGCCAUACGCCGAGAGCCCAAACCAUCCAAGGGCAGCUCGAUGCGUUUUUACAUCACAUUCAGACCCACGUCCCGCCCGCGCCAGUCCACGGCGAGAGCACCGAGGUCGCGUGGGCCCGGCCGGACAACGCGACGUGGAUGGUGGUGUCGCGACUGCUCUGA